Messenger RNA from Eremothecium gossypii ATCC 10895, 639 nucleotides. It is a transcript of the gene GAR1, whose product is annotated as H/ACA snoRNP pseudouridylase subunit GAR1. NCBI's taxonomy places the organism in Eukaryota, Fungi, Ascomycota, Saccharomycetes, Saccharomycetales, Saccharomycetaceae. Gene Ontology annotation, cellular component: box H/ACA snoRNP complex. The record is from RefSeq and is marked provisional. The transcript has a single exon. Bases 1 to 639 code for a protein of 212 amino acids. Gene Ontology annotation, biological process: snoRNA guided rRNA pseudouridine synthesis; ribosome biogenesis. Gene Ontology annotation, molecular function: box H/ACA snoRNA binding.
AUGAGUUUUAGAGGCAACAGCAGGGGCGGCCGUGGCGGCGCCAGAGGUGGGUCCAGAGGCGGCAGAGGCGGUUUCGGUGGCCGGCAGUUCCAGCAGGGUCCUCCGGACUCUGUUGUGGAAAUGGGCGCUUUUAUGCACGACUGUGAGGGCGACAUUGUGUGCCGGUCGAUCAACACCAAGAUUCCAUAUUUCAAUGCCAUGAUUUACUUGGAGAACAAGACCGAGGUCGGCAAAGUGGACGAGAUUUUGGGUCCGCUGAACGAGGUGUUCUUCACGAUCAAGUGUGCGGAGGGCGUCAAGGCGUCCUCUUUCAAGGACGGGGACAAGUUCUACAUUUCGCCUGAGAAGCUAUUACCCAUUGAAAGGUUCAUACCGAAGCCAAAAGUGGCGGGCCCUCCUAAGCCUAAGAGAAAGAGAGCGGCUGGAGGAGCUCCAGGCCGGGGCGGCUUUGGCGGCCGUGGCGGCUCGAGAGGUGGCUUUGGCGGCCGUGGCGGUGCUAGAGGCGGUUUCGGCGGCCGUGGCGGUGCUAGAGGCGGUUUCGGCGGCUUUGGCGGCCGUGGCGGUUCCAGAGGCGGCUUUGGCGGUCGCGGCGGUGCUAGAGGUGGAUCCAGAGGUGGCCGUGGGGGUAAGAGAUUCUAA